This is a messenger RNA of Vicia faba (fava bean), 318 nucleotides long. The record is from the annotation of a GenBank genome assembly. NCBI's taxonomy places the organism in Eukaryota, Viridiplantae, Streptophyta, Magnoliopsida, Fabales, Fabaceae.
AUGAAAACCGAAUGGAAUUACCUUCCCUCUACUAUUAGUGAAUUUGAAUCAAAGAUCAUUUCUCUAAUUGAGGAUUAUGAAACUGAAGGAGUGUUUAGAGACUCCUUUUAUGGAAAACUGAUGGGGCGAGUUAACAUGGAUCAGUUGCAGAAAUUUCAUGCCCUCGCCAAAGAUCAGGAUCUUACGACCGACUUAUUAGACCGGGUGAUGGAGGCUUCUGUUGCUAUGACUAUUCUUGAUACGGUGGUCCAAACACCGGCUAGAGUUACUGCCCCGACCUUAAUUGCAACUUUUCAUACCCCAAAUUUUACCUAUUGA